CUUCCGUAUCACCUAUGAAACCAACAUUCAAGAAGACGUUGGAACCCAUUUGCUGAGCUGGGAGUGCGUCAAGAGCGACCUCGAUUACAUCCAGUACAGGACAACGGAGACAGGAAACUGGACCACGUGUUCCGAUUCGGCUGACUGCGAUGCCACCGUUAAUCAUGUGCGAACCACGAUGUUCUCAAGUGGAUACUUAAGGCUGACCAUCCAACAAAUACCGCUAAGCGAAGAGGAGGUUUGGUUCCGCGGCUGCAAUGACCAUGGAUGCGGACAAGAACACUCUUUGUCACUCUACUCGCUUGUUUCCGGUCCAUCUUCACUCACUGCUGUCAGUAUCACACUAAGAGGACAUGAUGCAAUUCUUAGAUGGUAUGAGCCCUAUCCGACUCCAUACCAUGACGUCGAAGUUACUUGGCACUGUAAUGAUAACAAGAGCACUGUUUAUGUGAUCAGAGCAUCCUCAAGUUAUUGGUCCGGCACCUACCAGGAGACACCGAUUGUAGGGAUUCCUGCCAAUGCUGAACAUUGCAAGUUUGUUGUCUCAACGUAUGAAAACCGAGACGAUGAAACCUAUUACGGUCCACCUAUGGAAGCCACCCUUGAAUAGCGUAGCGACGGCGACGGCAACAAGGUGGUACUCUUACGCACUGAUUGUCCGGGUGCUUUCAUCUCUUAGGCCAUCCAUGAAAAUAAAUAUGACACUUUCAAUCUACGUGGUGUCACCAAGCGGAGAUAAUAUUUUAAGAAUUGGUGUGGCUCA
Dermacentor silvarum is the source of this 763-nucleotide messenger RNA. RefSeq lists its product as uncharacterized. Bases 179 to 610 code for a protein of 143 amino acids. NCBI's taxonomy places the organism in Eukaryota, Metazoa, Arthropoda, Arachnida, Ixodida, Ixodidae. The record is from RefSeq and is a predicted model, not a curated record. The transcript is spliced from 4 exons.